AUGUCGCUACAGCGGCUCCUUGGGAUGGGCCUAUCGACAGCUGCGAUGUCAUUCGCAGCAGCAGCGUGGCCGAACGGGCCCCUUGCGACAUCCGGCCGAUGGAUCAAAGACGCGUCCGGCUCUACUGUCACAUAUGCCGGAGUGAACUGGCCGGGGCACGUCGACACCAUGAUACCAGAAGGGUUGCAAUACCAGUCCGUGGAAACGAUUGUAUCCAAGAUAAAGAGCAUCGGCAUCAACUCCAUUCGCCUGACCUAUGCAAUUGAAAUGAUUGACCAGAUCGAGAAUAACGGAGGUAACGAUAUUCCGAUACGGACUGCAUUCACCAAUGCGCUGGGUCAAGAUAAUGGCACAGCCAUAUACGAAAAGGUUAUGACGAACAAUCCGGCAUUCGGAGAUGAGACAACGCGAUUGCAGGUCUUCGAUGCCAUUGCGACGGAGUGUCACAAACAGGAGAUAUAUGUCCAUCUGGACAAUCAUGUUUCCAAGGCCGGGUGGUGCUGCUCGCCCUUGGAUGGUAACACGUGGUGGGGAGACACAUAUUUCUCGACGGCCAACUGGACUCGAGGCCUCUCAUACAUGGCCGAUCAUGGGAAGCAAUGGCCGAAUUUGAUGUCCAUGUCUCUCCGCAAUGAACUACGCCAGCCACUUCUCAACAAGGAGCUUUAUUCAGACUCAUACAAUUGGGAAGACUGGUACAAGUAUACUAAGCAAGGAGCAGAUGCUAUUCACUCAGCGAAUUCUGAUGUGUUGAUCUUCCUCUCCGGCCUGGACUCGGAUACCACAUUGCAGCCGGUCGUGGAGAACACAGCACUUACGCCAGGAUCUUCCACGUUCCAAAGAGCUGACUUCAACGGCUAUGGCGACAAAUUGGUCCUCGAGCUGCACAACUAUGCAAACAUACUAGGGGGCUCGGAAGCGACGAACUGCACCGCCUUGCAAGGCGACUUGUCGGACGAUGGCUUCAAAGCCUUAGCAACCGAUGCGCCUAAUCAGUUCCCCGUCGUCAUGACUGAAUAUGGCUUCGAGCAAGAUUCCACGACGCCGCAAGACGCAUUUGCCUCUUGCAUAGAAGAGUACCUCGCCGACCAGCAGGCCGGGUGGAUGAUCUGGGCGCUUUCCGGGAGCUAUUACAUCCGGGAGGGCACUCAGGACGGUGAUGAGCCCUGGGGGUUACUCACACAUGACUGGUCAGAUUGGAGGUCACCGGAAUACGUUGAGGGGAAGCUAACGCCUCUCGUCAAAUCUACGCUCGCGGUGAACGGCACCGAUCAGAGUAGCUCGGUUGGCCAAGAUGGCGGGUCCUCAGGCAAUGGAACCUCGGGCGAUUCAGGGGCUCAAUCUGGUCCCAGAGCGGGUGAUGUACAAACAAGCGUUCUGCUAGCUUUGAUUGUUGGCCUAGCUAUGACCUGUAUAUUGGCAUAA
Messenger RNA from Neoarthrinium moseri, 1425 nucleotides. RefSeq lists its product as uncharacterized. Lineage: Eukaryota; Fungi; Ascomycota; Sordariomycetes; Amphisphaeriales; Apiosporaceae. The transcript is spliced from 4 exons. Gene Ontology annotation, molecular function: hydrolase activity, hydrolyzing O-glycosyl compounds. The record is from RefSeq and is a predicted model, not a curated record. The coding region runs from base 1 to 1425 and encodes 474 amino acids.